AUGGAAGGUGGUAUCCUUGAAGUACUAGUUGUUAAUGCAGAAGGAAUCAAACCAAGAAAUUUAUUUGGUAAACCGGCCUAUUAUGUAGUUAUACAAUGUGGCACUGAAGUGAGGAGGAGCAAGGCUACCAGAGGUUAUCACCAUGAAGCUUUUUGGAAUCAGAAGUUCGAGUUUGACUUUUCAUUUUCUGAAUGGAAGAAUUUGACUCAUCUGGAAAUCAGUAUAAUGGAUGAUGAAUCUUUCAACGAUACUGGAUUUGUUGGUCGUUCUAUGAUUUUUCUGGGUGGGAUUAUUGAAGAAGGAAAUGACAGGGGAAUCGUCGAAUUACAUCCUUCAGCAUAUAAUGUUGUGCAUGAAGACACCACAUACGAAGGAGAAAUUAAGAUUGGGCUUAAAUUCGAAGCUUAUAAAGAAGGGCACAAAGCGACCAAAGAAGAAACUGUGCAGGUUACGAAAGCAGGACAUGAUGUCUAUCGAAGUUUGUUUAGAGUUUUAAAGAUAUCGUGGUGGCGAGUACUUUUUCCCUUUGGUCCAUAUUGA
Chenopodium quinoa (quinoa) is the source of this 540-nucleotide messenger RNA. Its product is annotated as elicitor-responsive protein 3-like. Lineage: Eukaryota; Viridiplantae; Streptophyta; Magnoliopsida; Caryophyllales; Amaranthaceae. Bases 1 to 540 code for a protein of 179 amino acids. The record is from RefSeq and is a predicted model, not a curated record. The transcript is spliced from 5 exons.